AUGAAGAGUUCUCGGUUGGCUCUCCGGUCUCUCGGUCACUUUCAACGCAGAUAUAUUCGGUCUAGAAAAUUGCAGCCUUCGAAUCUGUCGCAUCAGGAUGUGAAUGAGGAUGAAACAUUUCAUGGUCACGUUUCAAUUAGAAGAUUCUUCUCGUCUUCAACAUCAUCAAACACGCCCAGCAUUCAUCACGCGCAAGCCAGAGAAUUCUUGGACAAACUGAAAACCGGAAGCUUCAACACUUCUAUUGUUCCGCAGAGGGUUGAACAAUUAUUGAUUGCUUUGCUCAAAGGCGACAACACUGCAAAUGAUGGCCCAUUAGCAUUGCAGCUGCUGAAUUCUGCUAUUAUGCACUCCAACCUACCGAAUGAGCGACUCAUUCCAAGAUUGUUCUCCCUGGCCUGCCAGAUUAUGGUACGAAGUGGCCAUUCGCUGGCAUGGAAUGAAGUCCAUCAUCAAAUAUGGAGAUUGCUAGAUGGGCACAAGGAAUUCUUGAUCAAUGAUAUUCCCUACAAUACCCAUCAUGUGAACGACGCCUGUGUUCAGCUAAUAUCGCUGACAGUCAGUCAGUAUGGUAGAAAACGACGUAUGGACCACAAUACUUCCCAGAAAAUACAACAAUUGAUCGCUGAACUGAAACGACAAUACAAGGAUCCAAAGAUACCACUUGGAGCCAGUGUAGAUGGCUUCAACUCUUUCAUUAUGUAUUAUUGUGACAUUGGAAAGCCGAACAAAGCUUUGGAACAGCUUCACUGGAUGUUGAAUGUCUCAUCAAAGUCCAAACAAAUGUUGGAACCGAAACUCUCGAGUUUUUCAUUGACCAUAUCUGGUUUUGCCAACGACAGUGACCCAGAUAAGGCGACGGAAAUCAUUCAAUGGAUGUUGUCGUCAUACAAAAACAAAGCGAGCCCAAUCCCUGCUCCCAAUCGAGCUUGUUUCAAUGGCUUGUUGCACGCAUGGGCAAAGAGCAGUCGCAAGGAUGCAGGGUCAAAGGCAGAACGAGUGCUGGAUUGGAUGCAACAGCUGUACGAAUCCGACCAGCUGGACACCCAGCCUGAUGACAUUAGCUUCGCCACCUGCAUUAAUGCUUGGGCUCGAAGUCCUGGACGCGAGUCACCAGCUCGUGCAGAAGCGUUGCUUCAUAAGAUGUUGAUACUGCAUGAAAGUGGCAAUGGUGAUAGUAUCAAGCUUUCGUUAUCGGCAUUCUGUUCAGUGAUGGAUGCAUGGGCAGGAUCUGGUGAUAGGGCUGCACCGCAAAAAGUGGACGCAAUUUUAGAUAUUGUCGAAGAACGAUCGAGCUCAAUGGAGGACUUUGAACUUACAGCAUUCCCAUACACAAUUCUCAUCAAGUCAUGGGAGCGUGCAGCCAGUGGGACAAAAGAUCGGAAUAGACAACUAGAGUGCAGCGACAACGCUUUCAAAGUCUUGACUCGAAUGCAAAAUAUGGGCAUAGUACCGCCGCCAACAACGUAUAAUGCAACCAUCAUGGCGCUAAAUUCAUCUUCGCCUAUGAAUGCAAUUUUCUACUUUUUGCAGCUUGAAGAGCAGUACAGACAAUGCAAAAUAAAGCUUGAUACAAGAACUUUCAAUUGUGGCUUGAACGCUAUUGCAUCCAUGAUGAAGCCAGAUGCUGCAGAGAAGGCUACGGAAAUGCUUUCGAGGAUGAAGGAGUAUGCAACUAAAGACUCAUAUGUGCAGCCUGAUGAAACCACCUUUAACAUAAUUCUGAAGGUGUUGUCUCGAAGCAAUUUAGAAGAUGCAGCUCAUCGAGCAGAUGAACUUUUGCAGGACAUGAUUACUAUGAAGUCAAUACGAUCAUCGCAUGUCAGUUUUUCCACUUGCAUCAUUGCGUGGGGGCGAAGUCAAGCCAAGGACAAAAUUCAACGCGUAGAGAAGCUUCUUGUACAAUUCGAAAAGACGCAAAAGAAGAACCAAAAAGCGGGGAAAGUGGGGUCGAAUGCAGUGUAUAAUGCAGUCUUAUCGGUAUGCUACCACAACGGAUCGGGCGAGUUUCUGGACCAAGCUCGAGAAACGGCCACCAUUGCCAUGCAGACGCUUCGCAACGCCAAAGCAACAGCGGACAAGGCCACCUACGAAUCUUUCUUCAAAGUCAUGACAUUUGCUCCAGUGGAUCCAGCGAAAGAAAACCUUGUAGAGACCGAAUUUCGUAGGUGUAUCGAGGAUGGUCUUGUCUCCGUGGAUUCGCUCAAGGUGGUUAAAGCUGUAUUUCCUUCUGUUGCUGAGAAGUACCUUGGUGAACACCACGGGACAAACGGAGAGUCUAUUCCAAGGCAAUGGUCCAAACAGAUAAGAAGCGGAUCAAGAAGAUAA
Cylindrotheca closterium is the source of this 2328-nucleotide messenger RNA. NCBI's taxonomy places the organism in Eukaryota, Bacillariophyta, Bacillariophyceae, Bacillariales, Bacillariaceae. The record is from the annotation of a GenBank genome assembly.